AUGUAUCCAAUUGGAACUAUAAAUGUUGUUACGGGUAUAUUCCAGUCAUUCAAUGUCGAUCAGAAAAAUAAACCUCUUGUGAAAAUUACAAUCAAUGAAAGGUCAGGAUAUUUGUAUGUUGGCGGAAACAAUAUUCUUCUUCAACUUGAUAGUAAUUUAUCCAUGAUUAGUGAAGUGACUGUCGGACCAAUUUUGGACAAUUCAAAGUGUUACCCACUGCCUGUGCCAUGUGCCUAUCAAAGAGAUUUAACUGAUAAUAAAAUACAUGUUCUGGCUAUCAAUGAACCAAAUAAUUACAUUUUAGCUUGUGGUACAGCAAACCAUGGCUUAUGUACGGCAUACUCAUUAAGUGACAUUGGUGCAAUGAACAAAACAUUGAACCCGAUGAAAGCAACCAAUAAUAUUGUCGGCAGUGUUAGUGGUAGUUCUUACUCAAAUUCUUAUGCCUUUUUUGGGUCAACUCAUAGUGCGUUGCAAAAAGAAAAUCCUGACAAUCAAUUACUCUAUGUUGCCAUGGGGACUGCCAAUCAGUCCUUACAGUUUACACCAGCAAUGAUUUCAAGUCGAGAGAUAAACUCUUCCUCGAACACAUGGAAUAUAGAUUAUUUUCUAAAUUCUCUUACAUCCUCUUCAUUUAUGAAUGUUAAACCAUCACUUCAGUAUAAUUUUCGUUCUUACUAUAUCUAUGGAUUUGAAAAUAGUGGCUACACAUAUUUCAUCUCAGUUCAGAUGAAUGAUCCAACAGCAUUUGAAGCUGAGAACAAUAGAUUUGUAACAAAAAUUAUAAGAAUUUGCCAAGAUGAUGAAAAAUAUUCAUCCUAUACAGAACUCCCAAUUGAGUGUACCCAUGGAGACAAAAAAUAUCAAAUAGCAACCAGUGCAAAACUUUCAGAUUAUGGAUAUUUGCCAUUUGAAAAGUUUUUAUACAUUACUUUUGGAAAACAAGAUGAACUUAAUCCUUCUCCUGAUAGGAGCCAAGGGUCAGUUAUGUGUACUUUUGAGUUUAACAAAAUUACAGAGCUAUUUGAAAAGUUACUACAAGACUGUUUUACCAGUGGAAUUGGGAAUGAGGUUGCUUGGUUUGUUGGUAAAAGUCUGACAGAGGCAAGAGCAUGUGCAAGAGAUACUGGACAAGAUCUGAAAAACUUUUGUGGAGGAAAAAAGAAUUUGUUUGGUAUUCAGGAAAGUACCAAUUUAGACCAAAGACGCCAACAAACGCUGACAUCUUCAGCUAUUUACCAUGAGGCAAAGUCUAUCUUGUCUUCUGUAAAUGUAAUACACCAGAAUAAAGAGAAUGUAGCAGUACUAGGUACAGAUGAAGGUUAUCUCAUGAAGGUUUUAUUGAAGAAACCAGCAGUAAGCCUUCCAUCUCCAUACAUGACAUACGAUAUAACAAAGGACAGAAAAGUUAAGAUUGAGCCUGGAGCUCAGACUGAUUCUUCUGGGACCAGUGUUUAUUUAUUGUCAAAUAUUCAGGUGAUAAAGUUCCCAUUAGAUGCAUGUGAAGUACAUACAACAUGUGAACAGUGUGUUGGUGUUGAUCCUCUAGGUUGUGGCUGGUGUGGAAACAAGUGUACUUCACAACAAACUUGUAGCUCUGGAUGGUCAGGACAGAGUUGUCCUCCCAUUAUAACUAGGCUCUGGAUGGUCAGUGUUGAUCCUCUAGGUUGUGGCUGGUGUGGAAACAAGUGUACCUCACAACAAACUUGUAGCUCUGGAUGGUCAGGACAGAGCUUUCCUCCCAUUAUAACUAGGUGUGUUGGUGUUGAUCUUCUAGGUUUUGGCUGGUGUGGAAACAAGUGUACUUCACAACAAACUUGUAGCUCUAGAUGGCCAGGACAGACUUGUCCUCCCAUUAUAACUAGGCUCUGGAUGGUCAGUGUUGAUCCUCUAGGUUGUGGCUGGUGUGGAAACAAGUGUACCUCACAACAAACUUGUAGCUCUGGAUGGUCAGGACAGAGCUUUCCUCCCAUUAUAACUAGGUGUGUUGGUGUUGAUCCUGUAGGUUGUGGCUGGUGUGGAAACAAAUGUACUUCACAACAAACCUGUAGCUUUGAAUGGUCAGGACAGAGUUGUCCUCCAAGUAUAACUAGGUGUGUUGGUGUUGAUCCUCUAGGUUGUGGCAGAUGUGGAAACAAAUGUACCUCACAACAAACUUGUAGCUCUGGAUGGUCAGGACAGAGUUGUCCUCCCAUUAUAACUAGGAUUUCCCCCAUGUCUGGACCUACUAAUGGAGGAACUCUGCUGACUUUGGAAGGACAAAAUUUUGGUACAAUGUCUCCUGAUUUUAGAGAAAUAACUAUUGGAAAAAAUAAAUGUUUUACAACAACAUUAAUAACAUCAACAAAAAUUACAUGUAUUACUGAGAAGAUGACUGUUGAAGGUGAAGGACAGAUCAAGGUUAUAGUUAAUGAUAGCAACAACACACCUUAUCAGAUAAAUGGAGAAUACAUAUCCCCUGAUUUGAUAUUCUCUUAUAAGUCUCUAGAAGUCCUUGAUUUCACACCAAAGUAUGGGCCUUUAUCUGGUGGGACCAAGUUAGUGAUAUCUGGAAAGAAUCUGAAUGUUGGAGCAAAACAUUCGGUUCUGGUGGCAGGACAAAAAUGUGUCAUUGAACCUAGUGGAGGAAUACAGGAUAUCAGAUUAACAUGUCUGACUCCUAAGUUACUGUACAGCAAACGUAAGAGGAAGAGAGAUACCAGUCCAAUUCCAGUGUAUGAUGUGUCAAUUAGAUUGGACAUAGAUGGAUUUACUUACCAGUUUAAUGAAAAUUUCCAAUUCAUGCAAGACUCAACUGUCACAUCGAUUGGACCACAUAAAUCUAUACAGGCUGGUGGAACAACUGUGACAGUAACUGGUACUAAUCUGCAUAUUAUAUCAGAACCAAUGAUCACAGCUUCACUAGUAUAUAAUAGGAAAAACAAACAAACUGUACCAGUGGCUUGUUACAACUCUUCUCGAGAUGGGACAACUUUGUUAUGUCCUUCACCAAGUAUUACAACUGCCAUGGAUAACGAUCCACUGCCUUGCUGUAGCUACAAAUCAGUCUAUCUAAGUUUCAUUAUGGAUGGCAUCCAGUCUGUAAAACAACUACCACAGUCCAUGUCAUACAUACAUUACUUCCUUAAUCCUGUGUUUCUUCCAUUUGCUGAUGAUGAACAUAUACGAUACUUUUUGAUUACAGAGGAGAGGCUUGAAAUUAAGGGUGAACACUUGGAUUAUGGUUUGACAACAAAGGAUGUGACUGUUACUAUUGGUAACUGUAUAUGUGAAGUGACUGUUAUAAAGGCCUCUGUAUUGUACUGUACAUCCAAAGAUAAACCAUCAUCAGUUGGUGAUGAUGAACCCAAGAGAACAGUAAAGGUGAAAGUUGGCUGCAUAACUUAUGACAUAGGAAAAUUAAUUUACAAACAAGAAAUAGCCUCAGCCAUGUCACCAGGAAUCAUCGCCAUGGCUGUCAUUUUACCGUUAGUUGUUCUCUGCUUUAUAGUACUUGUGUAUAUAAUAAAACGCAAAGAAAUUGGACCUUUUAAAAAAUCUCAAGAUAAUCAUGGUGCUCAAUAUGCUGCAGGAGGAGAAGAGGCAUUUACUGGACCGGACUCUGCAGGACAAAAAGUGGUUGAUAUGGAAAAUGCCCAAAAUGCUAGUGCUGAACAGAAAAUGUCAGGGGAACUCCCUCAUGGAGCUGAGAGUAGAUCUCCCAUUCUGUUGGAUGAUGACACACUGUUGGUAUUAAAGGAUGAAAAUCUCCUCAUAGAGAGAGCAUGGUUGACACUUGGUCAAAUCAUUGGGAAAGGUAAUUUUGGUUGUGUAUAUAGAGGAUACUUAGAAAAGCCCAAUGUCAAAGGAUCACAGCUUGUAGCAGUGAAAACACUUCAUCAAGAUGACCCAAGACAGUUAGAUGUAGAUAGCUUUGUUGAGGAGGCAUUAAUAAUGAAAGAUUUUCACAAUCCCAAUGUGCUGACUUUAACAGGGAUAUGUUUCGGCAUGGAUGACAUGCCUCUGGUUAUUUUACCAUUGAUGACACAUGGAGAUUUGUUAUCAUAUAUCAGAAAGAAAGAAAAUAAUCCAACUAUUAAAGAUCUGAUCCUGUUUGGAAUAGAUAUAGCUAGAGGUAUGGAGUACCUCUCUGGGUGUAAGUUUGUACACAGAGAUCUGGCUGCUAGAAAUUGUAUGCUGGAUGAAAAUUUCCGUGCUGUGGUAGGAGACUUUGGUUUGUCUCGUGAUAUCUAUGCCAAGAAUUACUAUGCUAGUGAGAACAAGAAAACUAAAUUGCCAGUAAAAUGGAUGGCUCCAGAAUGUUUGGAGAAAGGACAUUAUAGUGUUCAGUCUGAUGUGUGGUCAUUUGGUGUUGUACUGUGGGAGUUAAUGACAAGGGGAGUUAACCCAUACCCAGAGGUAGAUAACUGGGAUGUGCUACGAUAUAUAAAGAAGGGUAGACGAAUGCCACAACCACCAUUUUGCCCUGAUAUCUUAUAUAAAAUGAUGUCAAAGUGUUGGUCAUUUAACCCAAAUGAUCGUCCCAAAUUUUCAAAACUUGUCCAUGCAAUAAAUGAAAUGAUUAAUGUAUUGGAACAACAAAUGAAGCAAGGACAGCAUACAACAGACAUUCAAAGUACAUAUGUAAACACUGACACUUGUACAGACUAUCAUUACCAUGACAACAAACAUCCAGCAGAAGUAACAGAGGCUAUCGCUGAAGUGGAGAAUUUAUGUUAAUUUGAUUGGUGCAAAUUUUUAUUUAUGUCUACGGCAAAACAAUUCCCCCUCUACACAGAACAUAUUGAGCUCAGAAUUACUUUUAGAAAUAUGGUAUCUUACAGUUUGGUACUUUGAAUCUUCAAAAUGUGUUCAAUAUAUUUUUGUGGCUGUACUUAUGCAAUUGGUAGCUCACAAGUAUACGAAGAAUGCAAUGAAAACAGCCUUUUUUGUAUGAUGUUUAAAAUGUAUUGAGAAUUUUAAUUAUUAAACACACUGCAUUGAAAAUACAAAUUAUGAAACACACUACAUUGAGAAUACAAAUUAUGAAACACACUACAUUGAGAAUACAAAUUAUGAAACACACUACAUUGAGAAUACAAAUUAUGAAAUUCACUACUUUCAGAAUACAAAUUAUGAAACACACUACUUAGAGAAUACAAAUUAUGAAACACACUACUUUGAGAAUACAAAGUAUGAGAAACACACUACUUAGAGAAUACAAAUUAUGAAACACAUUACAUUGAGAAUACAAAUUAUGAAACACACUACAUUGAGAAUACAAAUUAUGAAACACAUUACUUUGAGAAUACAAAUUAUGAAACACACUACUUAAAGAAUGUAAAUUAUGAAACACACUACUUUCAGAAUACAAAUUAUGAAACACACUACAUAGAGAAUGUAAAUAAUGAAACAAAUCUCAUUUUUUAUUGUAAAUACAGUGACUAUUACAAAAAGAGUACAGCAAUUUGUUCUACCCUUUAGGAUAACAUGUUUAGUUAUCUUGCACGGAUACUUAAAGAAAAAAAAUCUGCUGUAAGUAUGUAUUAUAGUAUUGAUGUUGGAUUAAGAAAGUCAAUCUAAAUUCAUUUAAUUACUGUGAAUUUCCUAAGAUAAAUUGACAUUCAAUAU
This is a messenger RNA of Mytilus trossulus (common blue mussel), 5610 nucleotides long. Its product is annotated as hepatocyte growth factor receptor-like. The transcript has 25 exons. Gene Ontology annotation, molecular function: semaphorin receptor activity; protein binding; protein tyrosine kinase activity. NCBI's taxonomy places the organism in Eukaryota, Metazoa, Mollusca, Bivalvia, Mytilida, Mytilidae. Gene Ontology annotation, biological process: protein phosphorylation; semaphorin-plexin signaling pathway involved in axon guidance; regulation of cell migration. Bases 1 to 4719 code for a protein of 1572 amino acids. Gene Ontology annotation, cellular component: plasma membrane; semaphorin receptor complex. The record is from RefSeq and is a predicted model, not a curated record.